CAAGAUGGCUGUCCCCAAAGCGAAGGGCUAUCGGCCGAGAUGCUUCUUUGAUGUUCAAAUAAAUGGAUCUCCAGGUAAGAAACGUUAAAUGCCUCGGAUAAAAUGUUUGCAUGGGCUGCUGUUUUUCAAAGUCAAGUCAUUUGGGUAGAGAAGCGGCUGAAAUUCAGGCCAUAACUCAAUAAUAAUUAUUGGAAAUAAUCAAGCAAGUGUCUAGAUAACCUACAGCCGAAAACGGUUUCGGCAUUGAGAAAUUUUGAGCAAUUUUCUCCAAAUAGCUCGUUUAAUUCUUCUAACAACAUAAGGUAUUUGUUGAGAAAUCUCAAGCGAUUAUAAAUAUUGCCUUGGGUUAAAAGUAGAAGCGACUGUCGAGCGUGGGCAUAGAGUAAAAUCUGAAUGUUUUCGACACUUAGAGAAUAUUCAAGUUCUGACACACUAAGUCAACUCCCGAUGAAUAUCCACAGAAACUAUCAACGAAACCUCACCAGAGUAUUUAGUGUUUGUUCAGAAAUGCCAAGCGAUUCUAAAUAAAGGUUUCGUAUUGUUGUGGACAAAUUCUCCGCGCUUGCAUUGUAAGCAUAUUCUUUAGAAUCUUGACUCACGGGUAUGGUUUUCAAAAUACUAGAUGCCCGGCAGUCGGAAAUUCACGUCCAAUUUACACGAAAUAUCUCAUUUACUUUGUGUAAAAACUUCAGGAAGUUGUUUAGAAAACUCAAGCGAUUUCAAAUACUGCUUUGGGCUUGAAGUAGAGGCAACCGUCGAGCCUUCUUGACCCAUUUUUGCCGUUCUCCUUGCCAUCGCCGGAUCGUGAAGUCCCUAUAGCAUUUGUGUCACGCAAUAAAUUGUAGGGUUACACCGGAAGUUGAAGGGCACUCUUCUGCCGAGUCGACAAAUUUCACGUUGUUUGUAACUCACAGGAACGUCUCCCGAGGAUAUCUGUUAAGACUACAGACUCUUUAUAAUUUUACACACAAAUUGAGUAGACUCGGCAGAUGCCGAGAAAGAUUUUAGUGAAAGUACCGGUGAGUUAAGAUUCUAAAGAAUAUGCUUAAUGCAAGCUCGGAGAAUUUGUCCACAACAAUACGAUGGUGAGGUUUCGUUGAUAAUUUCUUUGGAUAUUCAUCGGGAGUUGACUCAGUGUGUCUGACUGCUGGGUAUCUAGAUUUUUGAAAACAGUUCUUGGCUGCCGGGUAUCUAGACACGUCAAAUAAUCAAUUAGAAGCUUAAGCUUAUAUUAAGCUUAAUAUAGAAAAAGUUUUGCUUCUUUGAUUUUAAUCAAUCUCUAUAAUUUUAAACUUAAAUUAAUGUGACUGUGUAGCAUUGGUUAUGAAUGCUUACUUCUCUUAAUUAAUGAUUUGAGCCUAUGAACACUGUGAUAUUCUAAAUUUUUUUAUGGAUUAUUUUGGCCAAUUGAUUGAAAUCAAUAAGGUUUCCAAUGAGCAACCUCAGUCUUCUUGUAACAUAGAAAGAGAAGUAGGUGGGUACAAAGGAAGGCAGGUUUGAAAGAACCUCAAAUCUAAAACUUUUAAAUCUUGCUUGAUUUAAAUUAAGAAUCAAUUUUGCAUUCUUUGUAGCUGGCAGGAUUAUUGUUGAACUGUUUGCUGACAUCUGUCCUAAGACAUCUGACAACUUUAGAGCAUUGUGCACAGGUAGGGAAGUAGGUAUUAAUGUAGAUACAUGUGCUACUACUACCACUACCAACUACUUUAUUAAUAUUAAUAAUAAUAGUAAUGAUAAUAAUGAUAAUAACAAUAAUAUCAUUUUUCAUACAUGGUAACCACAUCAGUUACAUAUUACAUGUAAAUGUUAGUGUUUUAGAGUUGAUGUGUGGUUGACUGUACUCACUUGUAAGUGGGAUGGGGUCAUAAUAUUAAAUUCAUGGCUACUUCCUUCCACUGACUUACAAUGCAUUAAGACAAGGAGUCACGGACUCUUAAAUGAUAACACAGAAAAAAUGAAAAGCAGACAUUAAAACCUUUAGCAAGUGUAUUCUAAAACUAAAAGUAAUAACAGUGUUCCAGAUAAGAGAUGGGUCUUGGGUCAAUGACCAGACAAAGAAGGCUUCCUGACCCGACAGAUAACAUAUAAGUUUUAAGUUAAAUAUGGCAAAAAAAUUAGCAGGUGGUCUUGGUGACCCCUCAGAUGGUCUACAUGACCCCCCUCUUGAAAUAAUUAACUGGAACACUGAAUAAGAGGCCUAAAAAAAUGCCAGAAUUGACAUAAUGAUGAGAGACUACUGAUAAACUAAUGCAAUAGUGUAUAAUACUGUAAAUUGCUGAACUUUUAAGGAAAUUAAUGGCUAUUUUUUAAGUGAUCAACUUGAUAUUUCAUAGAAACUUUAAACAAGAUUUUUUGGAUUAACUUUGAACCUGUUUUUUAGGUGAAAAAGGUUUAAGCAGGACUUCUGGGAAGGCUCUUCACUAUAAAGGAUCAGGGUUCCAUUGA
This is a messenger RNA of Porites lobata, 2442 nucleotides long. The record is from the annotation of a GenBank genome assembly. Lineage: Eukaryota; Metazoa; Cnidaria; Anthozoa; Scleractinia; Poritidae.